Molecule: messenger RNA, 2391 nt
Organism: Triticum turgidum subsp. durum (durum wheat)
Lineage: Eukaryota; Viridiplantae; Streptophyta; Magnoliopsida; Poales; Poaceae
Source: the annotation of a GenBank genome assembly
AUGGCUGCACUGCUCUUUCUAGCCCUUCUUUCAUCUCUCUCCUUCCACCUUUGCUCUUGUGCUUCUGCUUCCCCAUGGCAUACCAUGACCACCGGCUCAUAUAUGAGACCAGAAGACCAUGACAGAAUCUUUCUCCUCUCACCAGACACCACCUUCUCCUGCGGCUUCCAUCCAGUUGGGACAAAUGCUUUCACCUUCUCGAUCUGGUACACCACCGUGAAAACGGUUGUCUGGACGGCGAAUCCCUAUUCCGCGGCGAAUGGCUACUAUUCCCCGGUGAACCUUCACGGCUCCAGAAUAUCGCUGAACCAGGAUGGCAACCUGGUCCUGGCAGAUACCAAUGGCUCCAUGGUAUGGGAAAGCAAGACGUCUUCAGGCAAGCACACAAUUGUUUCCCUCCUCGACACUGGCAACCUUGUAAUCAAUGAUUCUAGCAAUAAAAUCGUAUGGCAGAGCUUUGAUUCACCAACAGACACCUUGCUCCCUUGGCAGAAACUCAAGAAAGACAUAAGGUUAGUCUCUGGUUACCAUCACCUCUAUUUUGACAACGACAAUGUCUUGCGCCUGUUGUAUGAUGGCCCAGAUAUUACAAGCAUCUACUGGCCAAGUCCAGAUUAUGAUGCACAAAAAAAUGGACGCAAUAGAUAUAACAGCACCAGGGUCGCAUUUCUGGACGACAAGGGUAAUUUUGUGUCAAGUGAUGGGUUUAAAAUAGUGGCUUCAGAUUCAGGCCCUGGGAUCAAGAGGAGGAUUACAAUUGAUCAUGAUGGCAAUUUUAGAAUGUACAGCUUGGACGCGUCAGCAAGGAAAUGGGUGGUUACAGGGCAGGCUGUAAUACAGAUGUGCUAUGUGCACGGAUUAUGCGGCAAGAAUGGGCUUUGUGACUACUCAGAAGGCCUUAAAUGUAGAUGCCCUCCAGAAUAUGUGAUGGUUGAUCCAACAGACUGGAACAAGGGAUGCAAACCGACAUUCACAAUUGGUAGCAAUCAACCACAUGAGAACUUUACAUUUGUUAAGCAACCUCAUGCAGACUUCUAUGGCUUUGAUCUGGGCUCUAAUCAAUCCAUCUCAUUUGAAGCAUGUUGGGACAUUUGCCUCAACAGCAGCUCAUGUAUAUCUUUCACAUACAAGGGUGGGGAUGGUUGGUGUUAUACUAAAAACAUACUCUACAACAGUCAGGUGUACCCGUACUUCCCAGGAGACAACUACAUGAAAGUACCAAAGAGUUUCAAUGGUUCAGCAUCCUCAAUCUCCAAACAAGAAAGCCUAACCUGCAGACCCAGUGGUUCAGAGAUUAUGAUAGGAUCAGCAAACAUGUAUGGAAUAAAGAAGGACAACAUAAAGUGGAUAUACUUGUAUGUCUUUGGUGCAAUACUGGGAUUUCUAGAGUUGCUUGUUAUUGUGACAGGAUGGUGUCUUUUUUUCAGAAAGAGUAACAUGCCCAAAUCAAUGGAGGAUGGAUACAAGAUGAUAACAAACCAGUUCAGGCGGUUUACAUACAGAGAAUUGAGGGAAGCAACUGGAAAGUUCAAAGAAGAGAUUGGGAGAGGGGGUGCUGGAAUUGUUUACAGAGGAGUACUUGAAGAUAAGAAAAUAGUUGCAGUAAAGAAACUUACAAAUGUCCAACAGGGAGAAGAGGAAUUCUGGGCAGAAGUGACUCUAAUUGGAAGGAUUAAUCACAUAAAUUUGGUCAGGAUGAUGGGAUUCUGCUCAGAAGGGAAAAACAGAUUAUUAGUAUACGAGUAUGUGGAGAAUGAGUCACUGGACAAGUACCUCUUUGGUGAGAGAAGUACUGAAAGUCUGAUCGGUUGGAACCAAAGGUACAAGAUUGCCGUGGGUGCAGCAAGGGGUCUUGCUUAUCUACAUCAUGAAUGCCUCGAGUGGAUCGUCCAUUGUGACGUGAAGCCAGAAAACAUACUCCUAACUCGAGAUUUCGAUGCCAAAAUAGCAGACUUCGGACUAGCCAAGCUUGCGAAGCGAGACAGCGCUAGCUUCAAUUUCACCCAUAUGAGGGGCACAAUGGGCUACAUGGCACCAGAAUGGGCAUUGAAUACGCCGAUCAAUGCGAAGGUCGAUGUUUACAGCUACGGAGUUGUGCUUCUGGAGAUUGUGACUGGAGCUAGGGUUUCAAGUGGCAUAAUGGUCGACGGAAGACAAGUGGAGUUUCCAGACUUCAUCCAGGAGGCCAAACAGAUUCUGGCUACCGAGAGGAUCACUGAUCUAGUGGAUGCCAGAUUGAAGGGGAAUUUCGAUCUAGAGCAGGCAACUGCAAUAGUGAGAAUAGCUGUUGCAUGCCUUGGAGGUAGAUGCGAGAGGCCGACGAUGGACGAGAUUCUGAAGGCUCUCAUGUCAUAUGAUGAUGAAGACGACCAUCCUGCCUAUUCGUAUUGA